Molecule: messenger RNA, 2349 nt
Organism: Formica exsecta
Lineage: Eukaryota; Metazoa; Arthropoda; Insecta; Hymenoptera; Formicidae
Product: coiled-coil domain-containing protein 47
Exons: 5
Coding region: 193-1587 (464 amino acids)
Biological process (GO): endoplasmic reticulum calcium ion homeostasis
Cellular component (GO): endoplasmic reticulum
Molecular function (GO): calcium ion binding
Source: RefSeq, a predicted model, not a curated record
AUAUCUGCAUGCACUUUCGUCACGUCACAUGCGAUAAGUGAUGCUAGUCAUCUGUCCUUUCGUCGAGGAGCAGUCAGUGUCAUUAUAUCGUAGUAAUUUGUUAUAAUUUACUUCCGUUUACGUUUCAUAACUGAGAUCGAUGACAAGGAAUCGACAUUUUUAUAUAUAAAAUCUUUUACGUUCACCGGUAACAUGAAAUUGUGGAUUGUGAUAGCGCACAUUGUAUUAGUAGCUACUAAUCUAUGGGUUACAGCGCAUUUUCAGGAAGAAAUACCUGAAGACAAUGAAUUUGCCGAAUUUGAAGAUUUCGAGGAGGAAAAGCCAAGUCUACCCAUUGAACGUGUAUCAGAAUCGAUACAAGAAGAAGACCAGGAUUUCGAGGACGACGAGGUCUUAGUGGCAGAUGGAGACAGUGAAUUUGAUCAUUUCCAAGAUGAGGAAGAAUUUGAAGGGCUGGAUGUUGCAGGAGGCAAUGCUGGUCCAAAGACCGAUGAACCUUCCACAUUGACCAUUACAAAAGUUCCGUUACAUCUGCGGGAUAGAUGGGAUAGCUUUUAUUUAGAAAUACUAAUGAUCACUGGACUGCUGGUAUACUUUAUAAAUUACAUAGUAGGACGUUCGAGGAAUGCCCGUAUAGCCGAGCAAUGGCUAAUAGAUCAUAAGCAACUCUUGUUGGAUAAUUUCUCUCUCGUUGGUCAUUCGAGUAAAUCAAGUGAUAACGCCAACGAUAAUGAUUUAAUGAAAGAGAGCGAAUCGCAGUAUAGUUUAUAUUGCUCAGGACGUGUCGGCUGCGACUCAAUGCUCAUUGAAUUGAAAUUAAUAAAGAGGCAAGAUUUAGUCGCUGUGUUAGCUCAAUUAGUGCGUCCACAAAACGAUCAAGCUCACAUACAUAUAGAGCUCUCAAAGGACGAAAUAGACAAUUUUGUUUUAGCAGUUGCUACAAAACGAACAGCAAUGCACUUGGUGCGCGAUAUGGCUGACAUUAGUGUUUAUUGCCCAGAGAAACGACCUGGGGAAAAGUUCGGUCUUCCAUCAGGUUUCUACGUAAUGUCCGAGAUCGCAGAAACGACGUCGGCUAUCUUGGACACCAGAGUUCUGCAAACCUUCUCAAAAUUUGCAUCUUACAUAGAUUAUAUUCAUAUUAGUGACCAAUUCAGUGGACGCAAACAACAAGAAGAUACUACUCAAUUAACAAUGCCUGAAGUAAAAAGGGUAUUGUUGAUGGGCCUGAAUAUAAGUCUUAAGGGUCGCACGUGUAACGCGGAAACUCAGGAGAGACUCAAGCUUCUACUUCAACUUGCUUUUUAUUUAAUCGAUAAACUGCGACGUUUCAAGUUAUCUAAAGAGAGUAAAAAUAAGGCGGAUAAAAACAGACUCAAAGUGGAGGAAGCCUUCCUGAAGACGACGCACGCCGCAAGGGCCGAAGCCGCGGCGCAAAGACGAGAAGANNGUCGGAGAGCCGAGAAGGAGAGAAUUCUCCAAGAGGAGGAUCCUGAUAAACAAAGGAAAUGGGAAGAGAAGGAACAACGAAGGCAGGCAAAAAAACGUGCUCCUAGAAUGAAGCAACUCAAGGUGAAAGCUUUAUGACCAGUUAUGAUCAAAACUAACGAGCUGGUCGCAGAUUCUAGAGAACCAUAACAUUUACUACCGCUGAAAUACUCGCAAAGAGGAGAAUUUAUUAAAAGAUGUACUUCGUCCAAAUUAUCUACAGAUUAUGCAAAACUUAUAUCUUCAUUUAUUCACAUAUUCACUCAGCAUUCUCGCACACGAAGUAUCGAACUUAUUAAAGAAAGUACAAACGACUGUGAAUGCAAAUAUCCUGCGAAUAGUAAGUUUGUUGUGUGACAUAUACUUUAUUUGCUCUACUGCCAGCUUGUAUACUUAAAUAUCAUAGAGAUAUAUAAUAUAUAAUAUUUCUCCUGUUGAAACAAGAAUCAUAAUAAAAAUUUAGCGUCUACUAUACUCAUGCAUUAGAAAUGAUGCUAUAUCUCUUUUGAUGCUACAUACCAACAAAUUAAUAUGAUAAGAUAGCAGUGAAAUCGUUUCCCUUAAACAUUAACAUUUAAGUAAUAUUUGUAUCCAAAAGAUAUCCGUACUAACAUUUCAAGAAACUUUUUUCUCCGUAUCUGGGAUAAACAUAUUAUUAAUUUAAUAAUUGACAUUAUUUCAAUAUAAUUACAUAAUAAGUGUAUCUAAUAUCUUUUUAUGUUAUUAAGAAUCCAUCACACAAAUAUAUGGAGAGAGAGUAUUGUACUAAGAAUCAGACUUGAGCUUAUCCUAGAGUGCAUAAAGCGGAAAUAUACGUAUUAUUUAUUGUAUAUAAGAUUAAUUAAACGUCUGUUUUCCAAA